UGUCACCUGUUCACUGACAGCCUGGUUAGCUGUCAUUAUCACGCCUCAUCUGACGUUAGCUGAUGUCUUAAUGCGAUGAACCGGGAAUGUAUUGAUCAUGGCUAACCUUCGGAUUCCGUUCGCCGUCGUGGUGGUCCAGGUCGUCCUGUACAGAACCUGCGAGGCUCUGCGGUGUAACUGCACCACUGCCCAGUGUGAGAAGACCAGCCUCCAGUGUGAGACCGAUGGAGCCUGCAUGGCCUCCACCUCCUUCAUCGAUGGCCAAGAGCAGCACAUCCGUGUCUGCAUCACACGGGACAAACUCGAGCCCCCCGGACAACCAUUCUACUGCCUCAGUGCGGAGGGCUUUCUCAACAUCCACUGCUGCUACACGGACUACUGCAACAGCAUUGACCUCAAAGUACCAUCAGGUCUCAGGGAAGGAUACGGCCCAGCUGGGACAUGGGGGCUGGUGGAGCUAGUGGCUGUGAUUGCAGGGCCGCUGUUCCUGUUGUGUCUGCUGCUGCUGAUGGGUACAUUCCUGUAUCAGUACCACCAGAGGGCCUACAGCCACAGGCAAAGGUUAGAGGUGGAGGACCCCUCCGGGGACCACGUCUACAUGACCAAAGACAGGACGCUGCAGGACCUCAUAUACGAUCUCUCCACGUCUGGCUCAGGCUCCGGGCUGCCUUUGUUUGUCCAGCGGACCGUCGCCAGAACAAUUGUCCUUCAGGAGAUCAUUGGCAAAGGGCGUUUCGGGGAGGUGUGGCGAGGACGUUGGAGGGGCGGUGAUGUGGCCGUGAAGAUCUUCUCAUCCAGAGAGGAGCGCUCCUGGUUCCGUGAGGCUGAAAUCUAUCAGACCAUCAUGCUCCGCCAUGAAAACAUCCUGGGCUUCAUAGCUGCUGACAACAAAGACAAUGGCACGUGGACCCAGCUGUGGUUGGUGUCGGACUACCAUGAGCACGGCUCUCUGUUUGACUACCUGAAUCGCUACUCCGUCACCAUUGAAGGAAUGAUCAAACUGGCUCUGUCGGCUGCCAGCGGUCUGGCACAUCUGCACAUGGAGAUUCUAGGAACACAAGGAAAGCCGGGCAUUGCCCACAGAGACCUGAAGUCCAAGAACAUCCUCGUGAAGAAGAACUGCACCUGCGCCAUCGCUGACCUGGGCUUGGCCGUCCGUCACGACUCCGCCACAGACACCAUCGACAUUGCGCCCAAUCAGAGGGUGGGCACCAAGAGGUACAUGGCUCCGGAGGUUCUGGACGAGACUAUCAAUAUGAGACACUUUGACUCAUUCAAAUGUGCUGACAUCUAUGCUUUGGGGCUGGUCUACUGGGAGAUUACUCGCCGCUGUAAUAGUGGAGGUGUCCAUGAAGAGUACCAGCUGCCCUACUAUGACCUGGUACCUUCUGAUCCUUCCAUAGAGGAGAUGAGGAAGCUGGUGUGUGACCAAAAGUUACGACCCAACAUCCCUAAUUGGUGGCAGAGCUAUGAGGCCUUGCGGGUUAUGGGCAAAAUCAUGAGGGAGUGUUGGUACGCUAAUGGCGCCGCCCGCUUGACGGCCCUGCGCAUUAAGAAGACCCUCUCCCAGCUCAGCGUCGAAGAGGACAUUAAAGUCUGAGCCGAGUCAGCACCGAGCGGGACCAGACUCCAGAGCGUAUGACGGUGAGAAGAAGGGGCCGGGCCCUCUGCAAAGAACGCACAAAGUAAGAGAACGUGAUGGAGAUUCGCACUUUGUAAAAUAUUACUCCAUUGACACUCCUGCCAGUUUUGAAGCCACUUGAUUUCUGACGAACCCUACCUCGCUUACCCAGCCAAACUACCAAGAACACCUUUCCUGUCUUGUCCUCAGCUACUGCUGCCCUUCUGGUUCCUCUCGACACUCCGCACUAACAAAGGAUCUUUGGAUUCCCUGUGUACUUGUAUGCAAUCGAUAGCAGGAUAUGUAAUUAACCAUUUAACAUUUUGAAAAGCAGCUGCUGAUAUUUCCUCAAGGUCUCUUUGAUCACAGUUGCUUGAUAGUUAACAAAUAGCAUUUGCUGUUUUUGUCUUUUGAAAGGGGGGGCAAGCUGGGAGGAGUAUUUUUAACUUAUAUCUUCUUAUUUAAUAACUAGAUCUUGUUAUUAAUAUAUGGGUGUUUGUGAGAAUAUUGUGCAGGUUUCUCUUUGCCACCUACAGCAUUCAGGCACAUUACAAACUGCUCAGAAGUCCAAUAGUCCAUCUGGUUCUGCUACAGCUGUGUUGUCUAGUCGUCUGAUGAUUACUAUGUAAGCAUGUACAAAGCAGCUGAGACCGUUUGUGUAACUGCAGCCCAUUUACUUUACAACAAGGUGUUCAAGGACUUCUAAGUCACCGGAGCUUUAGGGCAACUUGCCAAACAUGGUUUAGCCUUUUGCACCACUUGCUCGGAGCCCUUCCCAUAAGCUGUUGUAAACCUCAGGUUCUCCUUAUGCUUUCCAAUCAGCCCUUUCUUUUUGUCUCAAUACACAUAUAGGAUCUGUUAAGCAAAAUGCAUUUCACUGGGAUGGAGGGGAUACACGUAGAGCAACAGCUGCCAUGGAGUCGAUGCUGUAUGUUUUGUCUUUGAUCUUCUUACGAAAACGCAUGAACAGAAUGUGUAGAAUAUUUAGAUGAUAGGAUUCCAAUCUGAAUGCAGCCGCCGUCACUCGAUCAACCCGCAGACCGUAACCUGCCAUGAGAAUAAACGUUGCUGCCGGCCCUCAGAUAAGCUGAUAAGCGCGACAUUCAUGUGAACAUUUUGCCCUUCGCAGCAGCCAAUCGUAUUUACACUGUACUUUAAUACGGGACAAUUGUUUUUCAUUUUUAAUCCCUUUUUAAAUACACUAACUCCAGGAAUCUGAAUAAUAGUUUGUUUUUAUGUCCAAUGUUCUUUUCCCCUCAGGCAAGUAUAACUACUGCACAUAUACAAGCUGUUUAAGGUGAUACUUGUGUACAUUUGAUUUUAUGUUGAUUCUUAUGUCAUGGUAUAGAUGGUUGAAUCUUUUAUAUCAGCUUUUUGGUUGGUUGUGAACAGGUGUACCGACCUACUUUUUGACCUCGACAUCGUGCCGAUGUUGACUUCCUCCUUUAGCCCUCGUACUACGGCAGAGCAGUCUUUGAUUUUUAAUCAAUGUUUCCCCUCACUUGUUUGUUCACCAUACAAUACCUCCUCAAUGUGCAACAUAUAUGUGGAUUGUUUCCGUCGAGCUAAUCACCGUCUACGUUUUCAGGAAAGAGGUGCACUUUUGUCAUUACCUGUAUGCAGAUUCAACAGGUACUGUCUGUGUGUGUGUGUAGUCUUUCCCGUGUUAUUUAUGUGUGUGUAUGCUGUGAGUCCCAUGUGCACUACUACUGACCUCACAGCAUUAAAACCAAAUUGUUCUCAGAAUCAUCUCUGGUCGUGGCCUCCAGUGUUUAGUUAAGAUCACACCACUGAAAAAUGACUGUUUAUACAAAUCAUGCCAACCAGUUGCAGUACACUCCAUCCAACUGGAACCUGGAAAGAGAAUCUGACUUUUGAGAGAAGAAAUGUUGAAACUAAAUACUACUGAAAUGUCUCAAUGCUGUCUCACAAAUGCUUGACCAAUACUUUACUUUAAAAUCACUUGCUGACUACAUUGUAUUGUUCAAAGCUUGCUUGAAAGACUGGAGAGCUCUACUGUUUGAUAGGCGGUCGAUCAUAUUCGUACACUAAAGAGGUAUGUUUGUUAAAUUGUAUCUGCCUUACAAUGUUUAAAAUGCAUAGAGUAUUUAAGGUUGCAAUACCUUGCUCCACGUACCCCCCAUGGAAGAAUAGGAGGAUGUGAGUCAAAGACAUGAUUUAUUAUUCUCCCAGGUCUCUGUCUAGUUAUGGCAAAGAGACAACUGCGUCCAUGUAAAAAACCUUCAGGAUGUCAAUCAUGUAACUUCUGAGUAAUAAAUGCAAUUGUUUUCCUA
Anarrhichthys ocellatus (wolf-eel) is the source of this 3915-nucleotide messenger RNA. Its product is annotated as activin receptor type-1B-like. NCBI's taxonomy places the organism in Eukaryota, Metazoa, Chordata, Actinopteri, Perciformes, Anarhichadidae. Gene Ontology annotation, biological process: cellular response to growth factor stimulus; cell surface receptor protein serine/threonine kinase signaling pathway; protein phosphorylation. Bases 98 to 1600 code for a protein of 500 amino acids. Gene Ontology annotation, cellular component: signaling receptor complex; plasma membrane. The record is from RefSeq and is a predicted model, not a curated record. The transcript has 9 exons. Gene Ontology annotation, molecular function: transmembrane receptor protein serine/threonine kinase activity; ATP binding.